Messenger RNA from Kickxella alabastrina, 543 nucleotides. RefSeq lists its product as uncharacterized. Lineage: Eukaryota; Fungi; Kickxellomycota; Kickxellomycetes; Kickxellales; Kickxellaceae. Gene Ontology annotation, biological process: protein import into nucleus. The record is from RefSeq and is a predicted model, not a curated record. The coding region runs from base 1 to 543 and encodes 180 amino acids. The transcript has a single exon. Gene Ontology annotation, cellular component: nucleus. Gene Ontology annotation, molecular function: small GTPase binding; guanyl-nucleotide exchange factor activity.
AUGUCCAUGCUGGUUCCGUCUACUUUUAUAGACGUCAGCCAAUUCCGCACAGUCCCCGACCACCAAGAAGUGUUCGCAGACCAGCAGCCAACAGACCAAAACCUCAUAGUUGAAAUCCUCGAAUCCGCGCCUUACGAGAAGCACGAAGCCCUUCGGUAUCAUUUCGCACAAGUCAAUGAAAUAAACGAGCCAAACAAAGCCCCGGAUCCCACACAGAAACAGCGGGAGAUUCACGAGUUGGAAGCGAAGGACAUGGGUUGCGUGGAGAGUGUUUAUUUGCUGGAGGAUGUGCAGGAGUUGGCAAAGUUUGAUGAAGGAAGGAAGGGUGUGUUCAAUGUUGUGCGGGUGAUGAUGGCCCUGAUGAGAGUGCCAAAGCAUGAGUGCGAUGUGCUGAUCACGUUCAACGUGCCCGAGGCAGUGCACCCCGAAAGCAGCAGCAGCAUGUGCGACAGUGGUGAUACGGGCUGUGCAAAGGAUGCGUGGGCAGUGUUCAAGCAGAUGGCUGCGAGUUUCCGGAUCGACAGCGAGCAAAUAUUCGGCUAA